Caenorhabditis angaria is the source of this 2356-nucleotide messenger RNA. The record is from the annotation of a GenBank genome assembly. Lineage: Eukaryota; Metazoa; Nematoda; Chromadorea; Rhabditida; Rhabditidae.
AUGGAGGAGGCUAUGAAGAAAACGGAGGAAGAGCUGAAAAAUUUGAAACUUCAACGAAUCCGACUUUUGAAAGAGCAACGCGCCGAGGCCAGCAAAUUUACAACAUUCAAACAGAAGCAUGAAAGAGAGAUGCAACAAAUGAAGACGAAACUUCAAAAGAGGGAAAUCGAUGUUGCUCGACAAAAGCGAAUUGAUGAGCAAAGAUUUGCUGUUCUUCAACAAGUGAGUUAAUUUAUUUCAGUGAUUUAUUUAAAACAAAUUUAUUAUUUCAGCGUUUGGCGGAAUCGAAUCGUGCCAAUAAAGCGCUCAAAGAAUUGAAUGCAAAACGAGCAACUCGAAAAGAUUCAUCAACAGAUCCAGCAACUCUUCAGGUUCGAAAUAGAUAUAUUCAAAAACCAGACAAAAAUAAUAAUUUUUCUAACAAUAAUAGAAUUUACGGUAAAUUGCCUACUAAAAACCGUGCUUUACCACGUUUUCACUGAUUCAUUGCAAAAAUUUAUGUAAUUAGAUCUUAGCCCAAUGUAAAUACUAAACCGAGUGAUGUUUUAUCGUGUCGUGUACAUAUUAUAAUUAUUAAGUCAUAAAUAUUUUCUAGCUUUUGAACCCUAAUGACUUGAUAAUUAGACAAAAAAAAACAACUCCAGUAUUAAUCAAGGCUUUUUGAUUCACAUGGCCUAGAAACCGACUGAAAAAUAUUCUCGAUUUUCAGAGUGUUAUCGAGGAAGAACUUGAAGUUGAAGCUGCUUCUCAGAGAUGUCAAAAUCUUUGCAAAGAAUUGCGUAGACAACGAGGAGAAAUUCAAGGACAAAUUGAUCAAUUGGAAGAACAACAAUUCUCAUCUGGAAAACGAAGACGUUUGAAUGAUGAUCCAGAUGUAUCAAUUGUAAUGGAAGGCGAGGAAGAAUUUGAAGAAGCUAGACAAAAGAAAUUGGCCGAAUUGAGAUCAUCAUUGGAUGAUAUGUAAGUUUUAUUAAAAAUAAAUUCAUAUAUCUAAAUAAAAAUUCCACGAAAUGAUGUGAAUAGUAAAAGGUCUGAUAUAAUCUCAUUUUUUAUUCAAGUUUGAAACUUGGCUCAACUUUUGGCCUCGAUUUCCUUACGAAAUAAUAGAAAAUGGUCAAAAAUACUGCGCGGUUCUGACAGUUUUUAAGAGCCGUGUUAAAGAAUUGACUAACAUCAAUUAAAUCGAAUUUUCGUUUAUGAGAGAUUAUUAAAUGAUCAAAACCAGAUUGCUGAUCGUGGAAUUAUUUCAAAUCUUCAUAUGAAAUAACAUCAAGAUAGUAAUAUUCGAAAAUCAAACAAUUUUUUCCAACAGAAAUGCGGAAAUCAAAGAUUUGCUCAAAAAUUCGACAAUUUCGGAUGAUGAAAAGGCUUCGAAAUCAUCGAAAUGGGCCAAACUUCCAGCUGAUAUUCGACCAGUUUUUGAAAUGAUGUUCGCGCAAGCUUUGACACAUGUCAAGAAAUCUGUUGAUUUGGAGUUCUCAUCGAAUAAACAAAUUAACGAUUUCAAAUCGAAACUUGAGACCAAAAAGAAGCAAGAGGACAAGAAGAAAAAGGACGAUGAAGAAAUGAAACAAAAAUAUCGCCAGCUCACGGAAAAUUUGGAAGAAGCCAAGGCUGGAGUGCAUCAACACGUAAGUUUCAGUUUCAUUUCAUUCCUACAUGUUAUUAUAAUCAGAAUAUUUUAGAUCUCUUUCAUUCUUGGUCUCAUCAAACAAGAAAAAGUUGAUGAAGCAGCUUUAGCUCGUUUCGAAGCACUUCGAAAUCAAUAUUGCGAUGUUGAACAAAAGAUAAAAAAAGCAAGAGUAAGUUGAUUAUCGAAUAAUGAUCAAAAAUAUUCAAUUAAAAAUUAUUUCAGCGCCGAACAACUCAUGCUGUUGGAUUGACACCAAAACCGGAAUUGAAGAGAAAUGAGCGAGCUAGAAGAGCUGUUGUUCAAUAUGGAAAUGUUGUCUGCUCAGCUGAUUUGACACUUGGCGAUUCGGUUUCGGAAUCAAGAAGACAUAAACGAUCUUCGAUUGAUGUCAACAAACAAUCGGAUGAAUUUGUUAAAAGGUAAUUUUGAAUGUAAACCUUACAUUAAUCAAGUUUUCAACAAAAAAAUUUCAGAAAAGUUGCAAUGUCUCCAAUUCGCUUCGAUGAUGAAACAAGAUUAUCGGAAGGCGAUGAAAAUGAAAGUUUGGAAGGCACACGAAUUUUGGGAACAACAUUUGUCAAAGAUGCCAAUACUCCAACAACAUCGCAACAAAAUGGAACAUUUGUGAUUGCACCAUUGGAAGAAGAAGAAGACGAUGAAAUUAAAUCAUCGAUGGUCACAAAAAGAAGAUCGAGGAGAACCGAUCUCGGACCGGUCAAUUGA